AUGCCACCAGUAAAUCAAGCAUACAUUCAACAACAACCAUCCAAUUGGGAUAAGUUCAAGAUGGGUCUAAUGAUGGGUUCCGCAGUCGGUGUUUGCACAGGUAUCCUAUUUGGUGGGUUUGCCAUUAUUACUCAAGGCCCAGGUCCUGAUGGGUUUGUUAGGACGUUAGGUAAGUACAUCGCCGGCUCUGCGGCUACUUUCGGUUUGUUCAUGUCGAUUGGUUCUAUCAUCAGAAGUGAUGACGGAGAAGGAAGGAAUCUAGGAGUCAAACAAGUCAUGGAUCUACAACAAAGAGCAAGGUUCGAAGCCUGGAAGGUACGUGCCAGAUAUGGUUUCCAUCGUGAAGGGAAGGAUUGA
Molecule: messenger RNA, 357 nt
Organism: Torulaspora delbrueckii
Lineage: Eukaryota; Fungi; Ascomycota; Saccharomycetes; Saccharomycetales; Saccharomycetaceae
Gene: MGR2
Product: Mgr2p
Exons: 1
Coding region: 1-357 (118 amino acids)
Biological process (GO): protein import into mitochondrial matrix; protein insertion into mitochondrial inner membrane
Cellular component (GO): TIM23 mitochondrial import inner membrane translocase complex
Source: RefSeq, a predicted model, not a curated record